Messenger RNA from Nerophis ophidion (straightnose pipefish), 2856 nucleotides. RefSeq lists its product as uncharacterized. The transcript has a single exon. NCBI's taxonomy places the organism in Eukaryota, Metazoa, Chordata, Actinopteri, Syngnathiformes, Syngnathidae. Bases 1888 to 2532 code for a protein of 214 amino acids. The record is from RefSeq and is a predicted model, not a curated record.
CCUUAGAUGCAUAAGUGGGUCAAAAAUGACCCGGUGAGGUUGUUUUCUUGAAAUAUCUUUGUAAUGAAAAUUUUUUAACAUUUCAUAUUCCAGGUAUUCCUCAAAAAACAUGUUUUUGACAUAAUUCCAUUUACAUUUGUAACUUACCUUUUAAAAAUUUUAAGAAAUUUUAGUUUUUGUACUACUACCCCAAGCUUCCAUAAGUGGGUCACAAAUGACCCGCAUGCAUUUUCUUUGGAAUCCAAUGGGAACCUUCCAUUCUUAUCAGCUGUGGCUGUCUGGAAUAAAUAAAUUGUGGACCACACGGACUAUAUCAGAAGUUUGACCCUUCAGGAAGACUAUUUUACACAGCAAGAGCUGAUACAUGUAAGUAUUAUUGUCAUAUAGUAUUGUGUGUGUGUGUGUGUCUUUCAUGACUUAUUCACUGCUUUUAUUUAUGAACGGAUUAGCCCAGUUUAUAACUAGCUAAAACUAGCUAGCUAACUAAGUCAGCUAACAUUACUAUUUGUAUUGUGUUUGUGCGUGUGAGAGUGUUUGUAUUAUUCAUCAAUAAAUUAGCCUACUUUACAACUAGCUAACACUAGCUAGCUAACUAAGUUGGCUAACAUCACUAUUUGAAUUGUGUUUGUGCGUGUGAAAGAGUGUUAGUAUUAUUCAUCAAUAAAUUAGCCUACUUUACAACUAGCUAACACUAGCUAGCUAGCAUUACUAUAUGGUAUUUAGUGUGUAUGUGUGUGUAAGUGAGUGCUACAUAUUAAUCUAUUGAAAACAUUACUCUCAUGUUUCUUCAUAAAGGUGUCAUGGCUGCUAAAUACACAAUGGAAAUGGUCCUACAGAUACUGGAUGAUGGAGAGGCGAUAACGGGGUUGGACUCAGAGUCUGAAAUUUCUGAUGAUGAGGACCCAGACUAUUGUCCAGGUGGCAGUGGCAGUCGUCCACCUGGAAAUCCAACUGAACAGGAUCAAUCUGACUCAGAAGAUUGCUCUUCGGUGUCCUCUGAAGAAGAAAAUAUCAUGUCCAACAGAAUGAGUCGGAAGGGCUCUUACUGGAGCGAGUUACCUCCCACCCAGGGUAGAACACAGAGCCACAAUAUCAUCAGAAGUCGGUCAGGGCCUGCAGAAGGGCUUAGCACCACUGUCUCACCAAAAGAUGCAUGGGAGCUCUUUAUCACUGAUGAUAUAAUACAAGAGGUGAUGUAGUGCACAAACUUGGAAGGACGGAGAGUAGCAACAGCUAGAAGAAAAGAAUGGACAAAUGUCACUAAAGAUGAAUUCAUGGCCUUCAUUAGAUUGACCCUGCUUGCAGGAAGUGAGAAGAACUGGGAUGUUUCAGUCCGUGAGCUUUUUGGGAGUCCUCUACAUAAUCUUAUGUACAAGGCCACUAUGGCUGUUGGAAGAUUUGAAGACAUUCGCCGUACCUUGCGCUUCGAUGAUAAGAGGACCAUAGCCUUCCGACUGGAAACAGACCAUAUGGCAGCCUUGCGCUAUGUAUGGGACCUAUUCCUGGUCAACUGCAGACAGCGAUUCAUCCCCAGUGAUUGUGUCACUGUGGACGAACAGCUUGUGCCAUUCAGGGGUAGGUGCAAGUUCUUACAGUACAUGCCAAGCAAGCCCGCCAAGUACGGCCUAAAGAUCUUCUGGGUUUGUGAUGCACGCAUCCCCUAUGCAAUAGAUGGUAUAGUUUACACAGGGAGACAACCAGGUGAAGAAGUUCAGAAGAAUCUGGGGGAAAACAUUGUCAAGCAGUUGUGUGGUAGAUUUAGAAACACAGGUCGCAACAUCACAAAGGAUAACUUUUUCACUAGUGUGCCUCUUGCACAGCAUCUUCUAGAAAAGUUUCUCACUAUUGUGGGGACUCUACGUCUGAACAAGCCAGACAUCCCUCCUGAUGAAGCCUUCCAAGUCCAGGGAGGUUCACAGCACAGAGUUUGGAUUCAACAACAGCCUUACCAUGGUCAGCUAUGUCAGAAAGAAAGCAAAAGCUGUUGUGCUCCUGAGCACGAUGCACCACGACAAAGUAGUGGAUGAAAAUAGCAGAAAGAAAAAAACAGAAGUGAUCACAUUUUACAACAAGACGAAAGGAGGUGUAGACACCACUGACCAGAUGGUUGGAACCUACACCUGCAAGCGCCAAACACAGAGGUGGCCCAUGGUGUUGUGGUACAACAUAAUUGACAUCGCCACCCUGAAUUCCUACACCUUUUUCACGGCUCAGCACCCAGAUUUCAAGAGCGACAUCACCAAUGCACGACGGAUCUUCCUCAAAGAGCUGUCAAAGGAGCUUGUCACCCCACACAUGAGGAGUCGACUGGAAGGCUGCCCCCAACUGCAAACCCCGAUUAUUGAAGCAAUGGAAAGGUGUGGGGUGACAAAAGCCAAAAUCCAGCCACAGGAGAGAAGCAGACAGGGCCAACCAAAGAGAAAGAGGUGUCAGAUCUGCCCAAGUAACACAGAUCGCAAAGGUAACAACAGUUGUGGGAAAUGCAAUGAUCACAGCCAGAAACAGGUAGUUUGUCUGAACUGCAUACAAUGAUGAGACAAGGCAAAACAGGGAAAAGAAAGAGGAACUGUCAAUGACUGGACAUACAUACACACACGCACACACAAUGGAUGUUCACAUUUUUUCUAUUGCUGUUCUGGGUAAUGUUUUAAAUUGUGAAGAAGAAAAGUGAAGAAUAAAGAUAUUUUAAACAUGAAAUCAUUCUUGUGUGGUCCUAAAUAUAUUACAAAAUAUUAUACAAGUGAUUAUUCUUCACCAAAAUGACAACAAAUGGCAUGAAAACACGUUGAUUCUAUAAUGGGUCAUUUUUGACCCACUUGUGGAAGAGUGUAGGGUCCAGUCACUCGUGCAUCUAAG